AUGGAUGGCAAUAUUCAUCCUUUCAUUCUGUUUAUUCUACUCUUCUUCGUUUCUGGCUCUCUAAUGAUGAUGUUUUGCUCUAAAAAGAAGCCGCAUAAAGAGGAGGGAAUGUCAAAGAAGUUGAGGGCUAAGGGCUCAAAAGGUCCUACAAUAAAGAAAGAUUCCGCCAUCAUAAGAAUCACACAGGCUGAAAAGGAUAAAAAGUCAAAAGCGGCAGAAAAACAUCACCAGCCAGCUAAACCGCCGACUGCACCUCCUGCUAAACCGCCAGAACAAAAAAUAUCAAAAGUGGUUAAUGAUGUUGUUGCGGGAGUUGGUCAACAUCAAAAGGCUGAUAAAACAUCGGAAGAGACAAAUUCGUUUAUCAAAAAAGCUGACCCGAAAAAAAUGAAGAAAAUGAGAUUCAAUAGUAUUGAGGGGCCGAGUCUUAGUCUUCAUGGAUCGUUAGCAACAUCUGGUGAUGGAACAGUUCCAAAAACGGACGAUAUGUUGGCUGAGAAUAUAACAGAUCCAGCAUUUGAAAAGUCAAAUAAAAAAAUUUCGGCAAAGGGAAAGCAGGUCGAAGUUUUACAAAAACCUGGUCAAGCUAAAAAAGGGGAAAUGCCUGGGCAAGCUAAAGGAAAGAAAAUUGUUCAAAUCAAGAAGAUAACGAAAAAAGUUGUUCCUCGCCCGCCUAUAGCAGCAGGAUUGAUGGCUAAAGAUUCUAUUAUGAUUAUUGAAGAUGAAAAAUUUGAACAAGAAGAAAUGAAGAGAAUGAAGAAAGAAAAGAAAGAAGCUGCCCUUCAAGCAAAGAAGGAAAAGAAGAAAGUUGCUGUUGGAUUGGAGGUUAAGGGUCGGCCUGAAGAAAAAAUCUCUUCAAAAGAUAAAGUUGAUCAAUCCAAAGAUAAAACGAAGGAGAAGAAGAAGAAAGGCGGUGCUCAUGCAGGAGGAUUGGAGGCUAAAGAUUCGAUGAUUGAUCAACCCGAAGAAGGAUUCUCUUCAAAAGUUGAAGGAGCCUUAUCACUUGAAGACGCUGAUAAUGAUGAGGAGGAUGAAGAAAUGAAGGAAGAGGCAAAAGGAAAACCUACUAAAGAGCCAAAAGCUGGAAAAUCGGAAAUCAAAUCUAGCAAAGAAAGCAAUAAAGAUGAUGAAAAUUCGGAUCCCAGCAACUAAGAAAAUAAAUAAAACGUAAUUGAUAGGUGAUAUGUAGAUAUAUUGUAUUAAAUAAGUCGUAAUAUAUAUUCUAUUAAAAGUAUGUGUAAAUAAAUUGGUGAGGGUAAGUCUUUUAACCCUUCCACCACAAAA
This is a messenger RNA of Meloidogyne enterolobii, 1284 nucleotides long. NCBI's taxonomy places the organism in Eukaryota, Metazoa, Nematoda, Chromadorea, Rhabditida, Meloidogynidae. The record is from the annotation of a GenBank genome assembly.